AUGGCUAAUGCUCGAACUUUAAGGGAGUUGGCUGCUCCAAACUUUAAUCAACAGUCAUUAUGCAUUACCUUUCCAAAUUUAGAUGAAGAAACUCCUUUUGAAUUAAAGUUUGGUCUAAUUCACCUUUUACCUUCUUUUCAUAGUUUUUCAAGUGAGGAACCUUACAGGCACUUGCAGGAAUUUGAUAUAGUAUGCACAAGUAUGAAACCGCCGGGGAUUACUGAAGAGCAGAUAAAAAUGCGAGCAUUUCCCUUUUCCCUCAAGGACGCGGCAAAAGAUUGGUUCUACUAUCUGCCACCAAAUAGAAAUCUUAUAGACGCUGCUAGUGGAGGUGUUUUGAUGAAUAAGACCCCCCAAGAUGCUUGGAAAUUGAUAGAAAGGAUGGCAGAAAAUUCUCAACAAUUUGGCACAAGAGAAGAUGUCCAUACUCAUCGAGUAAAUGAAGUAACUGUCUCAUCAAUUCAACAACAAAUAUCUGAAUUAACUUCAGCUAUUCGACAGUUGGUUGUAGGGGAUUUGCAGCAGGCCAAAACAUGUGGUAUUUGUAAGGACACGAGUCAUCUCACAGAUUGGUGUCCAGUGCUACAAGAUGAAAGAGUUGAACAAGUAACCAUGGCUGGCAACAUGCAGUAUGACCCUUACUCCAACACGUAUACUCCGAAUUGGAGGGACCAUUCGAAUUUCAGCUAUGGAGGUAACAAGCAGCAAAAUUCUUUGCCCAAUAAGCAGCAAGGUUUUCGGUCAUGGUACCCCUCCAAAUCUCAAUCUCAUUCAUCAAAUGCUGACAUGUCUUUGGAGGAUAUGGUCAAGGCAUUAGUUGCCAACACCACGCAACUCCAGCAAAAUGCCACUCAAUACCAGCAAAGGACGGACACGAGCAUCAAAAACAUAGAAAAUCAGUUGAGUCAGAUGACUUCUAUACUACAUCGUUUGGAGUCUCAAGAGAAAGGCAGACUUCCAUCUCAGUUUGAAGUUAAUCCAAAGAAUGUGAGUGCCAUGACCCUCAGAAGUGGAAAAGAAAUUAAAGGGCUUACGGUUCUGAAGGAUAAGGGUCAAGAUCAAAUUCAAAAAGAGAUGGAAGAUGGAAGGCGUGAAUUGGUUUCUACACUGAGCAAAUGA
Messenger RNA from Coffea arabica (coffee), 1119 nucleotides. The record is from RefSeq and is a predicted model, not a curated record. NCBI's taxonomy places the organism in Eukaryota, Viridiplantae, Streptophyta, Magnoliopsida, Gentianales, Rubiaceae.